GCUCCCGUCCCGGCCUCGCGCGGCGUGCGGAGGCCGCCCCCUGGCGGCGGGUGGUGCCGCCCCUCCCUCCGCUUCCCCUCCCUCCUCCCUCCAUGCCCGCUCCGGCUGCCGGGUCGCGGCCGUCCCGGCUCCAAGAUGGCGCAGGCGAUCUUCGAGGCGCUGGAAGGAAUGGAUAAUCAGACGGUGCUGGCUGUGCAGUCCUUGCUGGAUGGUCAAGGAGGUGUAACAGAUCCAUCUGCUCAAAAUGUCAAUGCAGCCGCCGCCAUCCAGCCCAUGGAUGACGAAGAUGUCUUCCUGUGUGGGAAGUGCAAGAAGCAGUUCAACUCCUUGCCUGCCUUCAUGACCCACAAGAGAGAGCAGUGCCAGGGAAAUGCCCCUUCCCUCUCCACGGUCUCGCUGGCCACCAACAGCGUGUACACCCCUUCCAUCACGUCGGUGCAGCAGGCUCCGAGCGCGAGCCGACAGCAAAUUUCUACAUACAUCACUGUUCCUCCAUCACCUUUGAUUCAGACCCUGGUGCAAGGGAACAUCUUGGUUAGUGAUGAGGUGCUGAUGUCAGCCAUGUCUGCUUUUACAUCCUUGGACCAGCCCAUGCCAGCGGUGCAGCCCCCAGUACAGAGCAGCUUGAGUAUGCACGCGGGGGCUGGUUACCUCUCGCAGCCCCCUCCGCCUCCACCUCCCCCACCACCACCUCCUCCACAGCCCCCGCCACCCCCCCCACCAAACCUGGGGGCUCCAGGGCAGCCCAGCGCUGGCAGUGGCGUGGUCGAAGUGUACAGUGCUCCUGCACCCAUGGCAGCAAACAGCUCCGUGGAGAUCCAGGCGCUGGGGAUGCAGCCCUACCCAGCCAUGGAGGUACCAAGCCAGUGUGUGGAAAGUCCUGUGUACCCCUCUCCCCCUGUGUACAGCCCUGGGAAGCAGGGGUUCAAGCCCAAGAGCGCCAACGUUCCCACACCUUUGACCAGUGCAGGAGGAGGCAACGUGGUUGGUUUUGAUUCCACCCCAGCUGUCAAAAGUAGACGUUCCAAAAGUGAGAGUGGGCUGCAGGAAGGGAAACCCAAGUCCCCAAAGCUGAAAUGCACUUACUGUGACAAGGCCUUUACCAAAAACUUCGACCUGCAACAGCACAUCAGAAGUCACACAGGUGAGAAGCCCUUCCAAUGCAUCGUGUGUGGCCGAGCCUUUGCCCAGAAGUCCAACGUGAAGAAACACAUGCAAACCCAUAAAGUGUGGCCUCCAGGACUAGGAUGCACCAUCUCCCGUAACUCCAUCACAGUGCAGGUCAUGGCCUUGAAUCCCAACCAGGCGGAGGAUGAGGAGAACACAGGUUUGACUCAGCCCUCUAGGAACCCUGCACAACCUCCCCAAGACAUGAGCCCAAUGGAGGAGAGUGAGGCUGGCAAACUGGAAGCCAAACAGGUUGUCCUGAUCGACAGCUCUUACCAGUGCCAGUUCUGUCCCAGCAAAUUCAACACCUAUUUCCAGCUCAAAUCGCACAUGACACAGCACAAGAAUGAACAGGUGUACAAGUGCGUGGUGAAAAGCUGUGCUCAGACCUUCCAGAAGCUGGAGUCUUUCCUCGACCACAUCAAGAGCCACCAGGAGGAGCUGAGUUAUCGCUGCCACCUCUGCAGCAAGGACUUCCCCUCCCUGUAUGAGCUGGGCGUCCACCAGUACUCGCACAGCCUGCUGCCCCAGCACAGCCCCAAGAAGGACGUGGCCGUGUACAAAUGUGUGAAAUGUGUAAAUAAGUACUCCACCCCUGAAGCCCUGGAGCACCAUCUGCAGACAGCAACACACAACUUCCCCUGCCCUCACUGCCAGAAGGUGUUCCCCUGUGAGAGGUACCUGCGCCGCCACAUCCCCACCCACGGCGGAGGCAGCAAGUUCAAGUGCCAGAUCUGCAAGAAGUUCUUCCGCCGGGAGCACUACCUCAAGCUGCACGCCCACAUCCACUCGGGGGAGAAGCCCUUUAAAUGCUCAGUGUGUGAUGCAGCUUUCAAUCGGAAAGACAAACUCAAGAGGCACAUGCUGAUCCACGAACCUUUCAAGAAGUAUAAAUGUCCUUUCUCAAGCCACACAGGUUGCAAUAAAGAGUUCAACAGGCCUGACAAGCUGAAAGCUCACAUACUGUCCCAUUCAGGGAUGAAGAUCCACAAGUGCCAGUACUGUAACAAGUCCUUCAGCCGACGAGCCCACAUGAUAGAGCAUCAGCGCUCGCACACUGGCAACUACAAGUACCGCUGCCCCACCUGCAGCAAAGGCUUCACGCGCCACAAGUACAUGAAGGACCACAAGUGCCGUCUGGGCUCACCCAAGGACAAAGACCUGCAGCUCAGGAAGCCCCAGAAGAAACGGGUGGUGCGGGGACGCAAGGCAGGCCUUUCCCUUCCCAACCAGCUGGCUCUGGCAGAGCUGAAGGACAGUGCUGCUGGGGAAAGCCCCCAGGAAGACGUCCCUAACAAAGAGCCAUUCCAGGAGUCGGAUGCAGUCCUGUCCAUUGUGGUUGGUGGGUCGGGAGCUGCUGACUCGGACCUUGUUGUUCCUGGGCAGCCCAGCGGUAUCGGAUCCAAUUUGUCCUUGGCAGAACUGCAGGCUGCCUCAGACAGCCCCUGCACCAUGCUGGCCGUCCCUGUUUACAUCCAAACGACGGAGUGAUCGUGUGUAGAGCCACUGUGUGGCUCGGGGCUGCUGCUGGGAUUGUCAGACUCAGUGCUGAAAUUUAUCCUGGUGAAAAAGACCGAAGCUCUUGUGGGGAGUAGGUGGAUAUGGGAGAGAAUGGCUUUCAUUUCCACUUGUUCUUCCCCUCCACGGUUGAAGGACUUAUUGGAAGCCACUGAUGGCUACAAGGCACUGAGGAGAAUGGCUCCAUUUUUUCUUGUCCCUCUGCAUCACCGGUCAGUCAAGGGCAAGGAAGACUAAGAUCCCUGAAUCAGGGUGAGAAGGAGGAGCGUAUAAACUUGCAACAAACAGAGCUGCUGAAAUCUGGUGGCUUUGCAAAUCACAGCCUAUCCCAUCUGUGGUUUUUCUGGCCUAAAAGCUGUAUUGCCCAGUAUUUGGGUGCCCUUUCCAAGAGCAAACAAAUGAUCCUUCCUAGUGGAAGCAAGUUCAUUGUGAGAUCCUUUGGGAACACUGUUCAGAAAUACCCUGAUAGACUUAUCUGGUAUCUUUCUCUGCUCUUAUCAGUAAAAAGAACACCUUGUCUAUACUA
Numida meleagris (helmeted guineafowl) is the source of this 3211-nucleotide messenger RNA. It is a transcript of the gene ZNF341, whose product is annotated as zinc finger protein 341. The coding region runs from base 136 to 2658 and encodes 840 amino acids. The record is from RefSeq and is a predicted model, not a curated record. NCBI's taxonomy places the organism in Eukaryota, Metazoa, Chordata, Aves, Galliformes, Numididae. The transcript has 15 exons.